AUGGCGCAGUCUAUGCUCAUGUCCAGCCUCGGAGGCCGCCGUCUGGGGGAGCCGUUGACGCCGGCUCAGUCCCUCAUUCGCCGGUUGCGGCCGGGGUCGGAGUCCUUGGUCCUGCUCUGCCCGCCGGCGCUCCGGCGCGGGACCCUCCCUUCCCCUUCCUACGCUCCGACGCUCGCCAUCUUCAAGCCGAAGACCAAGGCGGCGCCCAAGAAGGUCGGUCUCUCUUCUUGAUUCCCCUGGAAUGGCGAUCCUCCGUGAGGGCCUCUCUCUCAAGGUCCUUCUCUGUAAAUGUUGCAGGUGGAGAAGCCCAACCCAAAGCCGAAGGUUGAGGACGGAAUCUUCGGGACAUCGGGCGGCAUCGGCUUCACCAAGGCCAACGAGCUCUUCGUCGGUCGUGUUGCCAUGAUUGGCUUCGCCGUGAGUCCCUUACCUCUUCUUCUUCCGUCAAUGUACCUUCGAGGAUAGCAAUGAAUUAGGGUUUUUACGAGGCGGCGUGGUUGUAGGCGUCCCUUCUCGGGGAAGGAAUCACGGGGAAGGGGAUUCUCUCCCAGUUGAAUCUGGAGACCGGUAUCCCCAUCUACGAGGCAGAGCCACUGCUCCUCUUCUUCAUCCUCUUCACCCUCCUCGGCGCCAUCGGAGCUCUGGGAGACCGAGGGCGCUUCGUCGACGACCCCCCCACCGGGCUCGAGAAGGCCGUCAUCCCCCCCGGCAAGGGCAUCAGAUCCGCCCUGGGUCUUAAAGAAGGAGGUAAGCGCCAUUUCAGACUACCUUGUGCUCCUCCUCAGCGCCGGAUUCUGAUCCUCUGCUAUUGAUCCAAUCCUUCUGCGAAGGCCCUCUGUUCGGAUUCACGAAGGCGAAUGAGCUCUUCGUGGGAAGGCUGGCGCAGCUCGGGAUCGCCUUCUCCAUCAUCGGGGAGAUCAUCACCGGAAAGGGAGCUCUGGCGCAGCUGAACAUCGAGACCGGGGUGCCGAUCAGCGACAUCGAACCGCUGGUCCUGUUGAACGUUGCCUUCUUCUUCGUCGCCGCCCUCAACCCCGGCACCGGCAAGUUCCUCACCGAUGAGGAAGAGUGA
Molecule: messenger RNA, 1072 nt
Organism: Spirodela intermedia
Lineage: Eukaryota; Viridiplantae; Streptophyta; Magnoliopsida; Alismatales; Araceae
Source: the annotation of a GenBank genome assembly